AUUGUGCUCUGUAGUCCCCACCCCCAUUCUGCUCGCCCGCGUCUUCGGUGGAGUCUUUUCUGCAGGGGUGGGGGCCUGACUGUUGCUUAGUCCUGGCCGCAGGCAGUCCAGAGGCGAGAUCUUCGGCUAGGGGCUAAUUUUCAGGGGAAGAAGUUAGGGACAACCCUGAAAGGACAGUCGUGAGUUCAGUUCUCAGGAGCUAUGGGGACCUCCCACCAGGCCUUCCUGGCCCUCAGCUGUCUCCUCACGGGGCCGAGCCUCGUCUUCUGCCAGCUCUUAUUACCCUCUAUCCUCCCGAACGAGAAUGAGAAGGUUGUGCCGCUGAAUUCCUCCUUUUCUCUGAGAUGCUUCGGGGAGAGUGAAGUGAGCUGGCAGCACCCCAUGUCUGAAGAAGAGGACCCCAACGUGGAAAUCAGAAGCGAGGAGAAUAACAGCGGCCUCUUUGUGACGGUGCUGGAAGUGGUCAACGCCUCGGCGGCCCACACCGGAUGGUACACUUGCUAUUACAACCACACUCAGACGGAGGAGAGCGAGAUUGAAGGCCGGCACAUUUACAUCUACGUACCAGACCCAGACAUGGCCUUUGUGCCUCUAGGGAUGACGGAUUCCCUAGUCAUCGUGGAAGAGGAUGAUUCUGCCAUCAUCCCUUGUCGCACCACAGAUCCGGAGACUCAAGUAACCUUGCACAAUAAUGGUAGGCAGGUGCUGGCCUCUUACGACAGCAGGCAGGGUUUCAACGGGACCUUCAGUGUGGGGCCAUACGUCUGCGAGGCCACCGUCAGAGGGAGGACGUUCAAGACCGGCGAAUUCAACGUUUAUGCUUUGAAAGCAACGUCAGAACUGAAUCUUGAGAUGGACGCACGCCAAACCGUGUAUAAGUCAGGGGAAACGAUUGUGGUGACCUGUGCUGUCUUUAACAAUGAGGUGGUUGACCUUCAGUGGACGUACCCUGGAGAAGUGAGAAAUAAGGGCAUCACCAUGCUGGAGGAGAUCAAACUCCCAUCCAUCAAACUGGUGUACACUCUGACGGUCCCCAAGGCCACAGUGAAAGACAGCGGAGACUACGAAUGUGCUGCCCGGCAGGCCACCAAGGAGGUCAAAGAAAUGAAGAAAGUCACCAUUUCUGUCCACGAGAAAGGUUUUGUGGAGAUCAAGCCCACCUUCGGCCAGCUGGAAACCGUCAACUUGCAUCAGGUCAGAGAAUUCGUGGUGGAGGUGCAGGCCUACCCCACUCCCAGGAUAUCUUGGCUGAAGGACAACUCGACUCUGAUUGAGAAUCUCACCGAGAUCACCACCGACGUGCAGAAGAGCCAGGAAACGAGAUAUCAAAGCAAACUAAAGUUGAUCCGGGCUAAGGAAGAAGACAGUGGCCAUUAUACCAUCAUAGUUCAAAAUGACGAUGACGUGAAGAGUUACACGUUUGAGCUGUCAACUCUGGUUCCUGCAUCCAUCCUGGAGCUUGUGGAUGACCACCAUGGCUCUGGUGGGGGACAGACUGUGAGGUGCACAGCGGAAGGGACACCUCUCCCGGACAUCGAGUGGAUGAUCUGCAAGGAUAUUAAGAAAUGCAAUAAUGAUACUUCCUGGACAAGUUUGGCCAGCAAUGUCUCAAGCGUCAUCACAGAGUUCCACCGCCGCGGCAGGAGUACUGUGGAGGGGCGAGUGUCCUUCGCCAAAGUGGAGGAGACCAUCGCAGUUCGGUGCCUGGCAAAGAAUGACCUUGGCACUGGGAACCGAGAGCUGAAACUGGUAGCUCCCACCCUGCGUUCUGAGCUCACGGUGGCGGCUGCGGUGCUGGUGCUGUUGGUGAUUGUGAUCGUUUCCCUCAUUGUCCUGGUUGUCAUCUGGAAGCAGAAGCCACGCUAUGAGAUUCGCUGGAGAGUCAUUGAGUCUAUCAGCCCCGACGGACAUGAGUAUAUUUACGUGGAUCCGAUGCAGCUGCCUUACGACUCCAGAUGGGAAUUCCCAAGGGAUGGGCUAGUGCUUGGUCGGAUCUUGGGAUCUGGUGCAUUUGGGAAAGUGGUUGAAGGCACAGCCUAUGGAUUAAGCCGGUCCCAGCCUGUUAUGAAGGUUGCUGUCAAGAUGCUUAAACCCACAGCGAGAUCCAGUGAAAAGCAAGCUCUCAUGUCUGAGCUGAAGAUAAUGACCCACUUGGGACCGCAUUUGAACAUUGUGAACUUGCUGGGAGCCUGCACCAAGUCAGGCCCCAUUUACAUCAUCACCGAGUACUGCUUCUAUGGGGAUUUGGUCAACUAUUUGCAUAAGAACAGAGAUAGCUUCAUGAGCCGUCACCCAGAGAAGCCAAAGAAAGAGCUGGACAUCUUUGGACUGAAUCCCGCCGACGACAGUACAAGGAGUUAUGUGAUUUUAUCUUUUGAAAACAAUGGUGACUAUAUGGACAUGAAACAAGCCGACACCACACAGUAUGUCCCCAUGCUCGAAAGGAAAGAAGUCUCUAAAUACUCUGACAUCCAGAGAUCGCUGUAUGACCGGCCAGCCUCCUAUAAGAAGAAGUCUAUGCUAGACUCAGAAGUCAAAAACCUCCUUUCAGAUGAUGACUCCGAGGGUCUGACUUUGCUGGAUUUACUGAGCUUCACCUAUCAAGUUGCCCGAGGAAUGGAAUUUUUGGCUUCCAAAAAUUGCGUCCACCGGGACCUGGCUGCCCGCAAUGUCCUUCUGGCACAAGGGAAAAUUGUGAAGAUCUGCGACUUCGGCCUGGCCAGAGACAUCAUGCAUGAUUCCAACUACGUGUCAAAAGGCAGCACUUUCCUGCCUGUGAAGUGGAUGGCUCCUGAGAGCAUCUUCGACAACCUCUACACCACGCUGAGUGACGUCUGGUCUUACGGCAUUCUGCUCUGGGAAAUCUUCUCCCUUGGUGGCACACCCUACCCUGGCAUGAUGGUUGAUUCUACUUUCUACAAUAAGAUCAAGAGUGGAUACCGGAUGGCCAAACCUGACCAUGCCACCAGCGAAGUCUACGAGAUUAUGGUGCAGUGCUGGAGCAGUGAGCCCGAGAAGAGACCCUCCUUCUACCACCUGAGCGAGAUCGUAGAGAAUCUGCUGCCUGGACAAUAUAAAAAGAGUUACGAAAAGAUUCACCUGGACUUCCUCAAGAGCGACCAUCCGGCUGUGGCCCGCAUGCGCGUGGACUCUGAUCAUGCGUACAGCGGGGUCACUUACAAGAAUGAAGAUGAGAAGCUGAAGGACUGGGAAGGUGGCCUGGACGAACAGAGGCUGAGUGCAGACAGCGGCUACAUCAUCCCCCUGCCAGACAUUGACCCUGUUCCGGAGGAGGAGGACCUGGGCAAGAGGAACAGACACAGCUCGCAGACAUCGGAGGAAAGUGCUAUCGAGACCGGCUCCAGCAGUUCCACCUUCAUCAAGAGAGAGGACGAGACCAUCGAGGACAUCGACAUGAUGGACGACAUUGGCAUAGACUCCUCAGACCUGGUGGAGGACAGCUUCCUGUAGCCGGCAGGCUCGGGGGGUGUCUUCUGCUUCUGGAGCCUCCUCGGGACCCCUUUAAGAAAACCACUUCAUUGCAAUGCAAAGAUUGGGAAGAGGACUUGGGUGAUGUGGGAAGAGAAGGGCCCAGCGACAGGCCUCAGGGAGCCUCUAUGAGUGAAUGGGGUACUUGGACUGAACUUUGUCCGCAUUGCCUCUUGCAAUGCGUCAGUAGCAUCUCAGCGGUGUGUGAAGUUUGGAGACGGAUGGACAAGGGAAUAGCAGGCCACAGAAGACGAGCUUCGUGUUUCCAGGGCCUUGGUGAGGCUCCCACACACGCGAUCCGUGCUGCACCCCAGCUCCAGCCUUGUACUUAUGUAAAUAACUCUAACCGAGGAUGUGUUUAGGUUUGUGUUCACUUUUCCUCCAUGGACUUCUGAAGAGACCACUCAAUCCAGCCAUGUACUUCCCUCUCGGAAUCCGGUACCAGCUGCUGUUGAACUUUCUCAUGAAGUACAUGCAAAACCACUUUGAACCUUGAAAGGUACUGGGACCGUCCUGUUUUACUGUCUUGUUAGUGUUAAUGAGGCAAGAGAUGAAAACUAACCGACCUUGAGGAAUAGAUUUGGGUCUUUUAGGAGCCCUAGAACUUCUCCGUAUAUUGUAAUCUAUACUUAUAAUACUACUACUGUUAAUAGGAACGCUAAAUAUGUAACCCAUAACAUGAUUUCCCACCAGAGAAAGCACAAUUAAAACAAAAGCCCUUACUAAGUAGGUGACAAGUUUGGCAGUUUUUGACAUUUAUAUUAAGUAACAUGUUUCUCAGUAAAAUAUAAUAGCUUUAGUGGAUUAAAGUUAGCAAACACUAGAGAGCGGAGUAUAAGUAGUGUCGUCCAGAAGUCUUUGAUACUGUGUACUAAGUAGUGUUCUCCCUAAUCCAAGGCACUAAAAGCAGUUAAUCACCUCUGAAGUAAUGGGAUUAGAAACAAGCAAAGCGGAACCCCCGUGUCCUAAAUGCUCUCCGUAUAAAGGUUUAAGCCUGGGCCCAGUAUGGCUUCUCAUGCUGUGACCUUGUGGAACUGGACCGUCCACAAAAGGACUCAGAUGGGUAGAAGUUUCUUUUAUGACUGGUGAUGACUUUGAUGGAUCCCACCCAUCCCUUCUUUUUAAAUCUAUGACCUUUUAGGAUGCUUCAACACCAGCACCUCAUUUUCCUUCCUCUCUUGUCUUAAAGGGAACGAGCUGGAGAUGCCGAAACCACAACAGUGCUGUGGAAUGAAGCUUGUGUGGGCAUCAGCUUGGUUCUGUAGUUCCCACAGUUAACGGCAUCUGCAGUCUCUAGCCCUGGGUUUUCACCCCAGAGAUCUGGAAUUACUGGGUCUGAGGGGAGCAGGAACCUAUAUAUACUUUGAUAAAAUCUUUGGUGCUUCUGCUCAGCCCUCGUUCGGAAUCACUGGCUUGGGUUACAGAGGGUUGCCGUGGGUGCAGAUUUUGAAAUUUGGAACUGGGCUAGAAGGCAACUGUGCAGGAAGGCUACUAUUUAAGCCCCUGGCUUCAUGUCAAUAACAUUUGAUGCCACGUAUGUAGCAAUUCCCAUCCUUCAUUUGAGUUUCUAGGCUUAGCUGAGGCUGAGAAAGAAAGCAAAAUCUUGGUUUGGGCGCAUCUUUCAUUAUUAGACAAUGUGGGUACCACUUCCCACUGGGUGGGGGAACCUGAGCUUGCCCACCUCCAAGCAUGCCCACAGAUGAUGCAACUCUGUGUGCCAGGCCCUUGUACAGUUGGCUCCGUAUCUGGUGGAGAAGAUGAAAAAGUUUUCCUGAUUUAGGGGGGUUUAGCUGGGUGCCGUAACCAUCCAAACUGUCAAACUGGCUAGUGUGAGUUCAUUGGCAUUCUCUGCAGUGUGCCUAAUUGCUGACUCUGUAUGAAUGAAACAUGGGCUGUGAUUACUGCAAUCACUGUGUUGCUUCCAGCAGGUGAUGCUUUGGAAGCCACGGAAGCAGUGGCAAGGUGCUUGCCUGCCUACUGGUACAAUCUCCGUGCAAACCCCAACUUUCCCGUUUCACAGGAAGUGCGAAGACUGAGCCAGAUUGGCCACUUAAAAAAACAAAAACCUGACUAGAUUCUUUAGAGCCAAUUAAACAUGAAGCACGUUCGUGUUUCUAGAAUCUCAGCUCAAGCGUUCUGUUUGUCACCUGUUCGUCCAGCCUUGUGUUUGUUGGUUCUUUCUCCUCUGGUGUUGCUUUGGGCCUUGCAUGACACCAUGAGGUUGGAUGAGCAGUUCCUGUCCUUAGCUGUUCUCUUCUCUGAGAUUGAAUGGGAAUUCGUUUGUUUUUGUUUUUAUGAGACAGGGUCUCUCUAUGUUGCUCUGGCCGUCCUGGAACUCACUAUGUAGACCAGGCUGGCUGUUAACUCUCAGAGAUUCAUUUGCCUCUGCCUCCCAAGUGCUGGGAUUACAGGCAUGCACCACCACACUCGGCAGGAAUGCAUCUUUAUUUUUAAACAGUGUUUUGAGUGUCUCCCUGAUUCAUUUCCUUUAUGGCCUCCCGCAGAGUCCCCGGAAGAAAAUUUACCAAUCUUUCCUGCUUUCUGUUUUAACGAUGACAAUCAAAGCUGGCCCGAGGAACACAAUUUGUGGCUUUUUAAAUGAUCAAUGAUGUCCUGAAAAUGUGGUCUGCCAACCUGUACAAAAUGGUCCUAUAUUUGUGAAGAGGGACGUAAGAUAAAAUGAUGUUAUACAUCAAUAUGUAUAUAUGUAUUGCUAUGUAGACUUGGAGAAUACUGCCAAAACGUGUAUGACAAGCUGUAUCACUGCCUUUGUUUAUAUUUUUUUAACUGUGAUAUUCCCCACAGGCACAUUAACUGUUGCACUUUUGAAUGUCCAAAAUUUAUAUUUUAGGAGGAAUAAAGAGAAAAAUACUUCCAUGCUCCCCAAAUGGUGGUGUGUUGAAUGUGUGAGAGGAGCGAGCUCCACGGGAGGCUCUGCCGACACCAGAUGGCUUCCAGAUACCCCUGUUCGUGUUGUUUUAAAGAGUGUAAAUGGAGAUCUUUAUAUUUCAAUAAAUGAUUUAUUAUAUAUGAUUUGAA
Molecule: messenger RNA, 6528 nt
Organism: Myodes glareolus (Bank vole)
Lineage: Eukaryota; Metazoa; Chordata; Mammalia; Rodentia; Cricetidae
Source: RefSeq, a predicted model, not a curated record